AUGAAGAAGUCUCAGAGCAUUGUCAGAUCCACAAAUGAGGAACUGAUCCGGGAGUGUUUUGACAUUUUCGACCAGGACCACAAUGGAAUAAUUACCGAAAGCGAGUUCAAGUACAUUUCCAAGGAAUAUGGUGACUUUUCGGAAGAAUUGGCCGAGAAAGUGUUCAGAGAACUGGAUGUUUCUGCCAACGGGCAUUUAUCUUUCGAUCAGUUUGCAACCAUUGUUGAGGACUAUCUACUCUACGACACAACUAAAAUUGACAUGGACAAAGAGUCGGAGUAG
Cooperia oncophora is the source of this 282-nucleotide messenger RNA. The record is from the annotation of a GenBank genome assembly. NCBI's taxonomy places the organism in Eukaryota, Metazoa, Nematoda, Chromadorea, Rhabditida, Trichostrongylidae.